Molecule: messenger RNA, 363 nt
Organism: Iphiclides podalirius (scarce swallowtail)
Lineage: Eukaryota; Metazoa; Arthropoda; Insecta; Lepidoptera; Papilionidae
Source: the annotation of a GenBank genome assembly
AUGCGCACCAGUUGCCGCCGAUUGACCGGCGGCAGUUCCCUUUUAUGCGCCGCCGUAAAGGACCGAGCGGAUCCGUCUCUACGUACGUACGUACGUGCGUGGAUCCGUGGCAAAGAGAGCGGACGGGGAAAGGCCGAGCGGGCGCGGGCGGGGUAUGUUAAUUGGAUUACCGUUCGGAGAUCUCGCGGGAGGGGCGAGUGUGGGGGGGAGGGGCCACAGAUAGGAUUCGGCCAAUUUGUUAGGUCGCCGAUAUACGGAAGUCCGACGUGGAAUCGCUUUCGGCAAUCGGUCGCAGACACGCUCCUUGAGAUACACCCGGCAACGUUACGGGUCCGCGGGCAAGUGCCUCCCCGCUUUUGCUUU